AUGAUGUUGAAGAAUGAUGUCAAAGGUGCAACCUCUGUGCUGCUAGAAAAGGCUAGGGUAAAGCAAAGAUCUCUGCUGCAGUUGUACAAUGUUGGGGAGCCCAUGGAGCGUGUUGCCAUUGAUGUCCUGGGACCUCUGCCAUACAUCCUCAUUGCGAUGGACUAUUUCAGUAAAUGGCCCAAAGCGUAUGCACUCCCAAAUCAGGAAGCGGUCACUGUCGCUGGUGUCCUUGUGUCCCAGUUCUUUAGUCAGUUUGGUGUCCCUGGUGAGCUACACUUUGACCAAGGCCGAAAUUUUGGAAUCGUCCGUGUUCCAGGAGGUAUGCACCCUGCUCGGAAUCAGGACAACUGCACUACAUCCACAGUCCGACGGCAUAAUGGAGCACUACAACCAGGCUAUAGAAGCCCAACUCGCUACAUUUUUCCAGGAUCACCAGAGGGACUGGGAUCGACAUCUGCCUCUACUACUCAUGUCUUACCGUUCAGCAGUGUAUGA
Molecule: messenger RNA, 495 nt
Organism: Pocillopora damicornis (cauliflower coral)
Lineage: Eukaryota; Metazoa; Cnidaria; Anthozoa; Scleractinia; Pocilloporidae
Source: RefSeq, a predicted model, not a curated record